UUUUUUUUUUUUGCACAAUUGCAAACCUAUCGGUCAUAAUAUAGCCGCUAUGGUGUCCCCGAGCGUCAACGUCAAAUAAUACUCUGUUCUCGUUUUGAACAUUGGCCACGCAUUGAAAUCUUUGGAAAGCAUGUCUGGGUUUUCUCCUCUGAAGAUUGCAAAAUCUGAGACUCAGGAGGGCCACUUAAAACUAUUCAACAAGAGAGUAUUCUUGCCGAGCUCCUGUAACACUUCCUUGGAACUUCGCUGGCCGACUAGGAGGCGUAGAUGAUGUACGCCGACAUAGAGGGGUAAGGAGCGGUGAGUUAUCGAUCAUCACUCAGACGAUUCCCAACAGGGUUGCCCCUGAUGCAUUUGGUUUUAUAACACUUGAUUUCGCCAGCUGCAGGCUUCCUAUCUACGCCUCUUAACUAUGGGUGCUUAUGAUGACCCCCUCGGAUCCAUUCUCAUUGGGACAUGGAUAUCAUCUUUGCUGUUCAUGCUCAUCAUCCAGGAGACGAUAAGAUAUUACCGGUCGUUCAAGAGAGAUAGCCUGGUACUCAAAACUUUCGUUGGCGUUACCAUCGCAGUGGAUGCAGUCUCGCUCAUUGCUGACUAUGCCGACGUGUAUUUGUACACAAUCACCCACUGGGGGGACAAGGAAUUCAUUCAGAAUCAGUAUUGGCCUGUAACGCUGUAUUUAUCCACCACUGCUGUUACUGCAUUUCUAGUUCAAUGUUUUCUCGUCAACCGAUACUGGAUAUUGACGAGAAAUGUUGUUGUGGCUUCUAUCCUCGUACUGCUGGUCAUCAUAGCAUUCGGUGGCUCUCUGUCCACAGCAAUAAUGCUGACCAUUUAUAAUGCGUACGCUGAUCGACACCACGCCAAAGUCCCUGUGACUUUGUGGCUCACUUCGACCGCAGUGACGGAUAUUGCUAUUGCAACUGUUCUUAUAUGGCAAUUGUAUAACAUGAAAACGUCCUUCAAGGCCACUGAAGGUUUAAUUCAACGUCUCAUGCGAUCCGCUAUGCAGACUGGCUCCACGACAUCAAUAAUCGCGGUUUUGGUUCUUAUUACAUAUCUUGUCAACAACGAGAGCAAUAUUGAAACCGGCUUUGCAUUCAUUCUUGGUCGACUCUAUAUUCUGACUUUGUUGUACAACCUCAACGUCCGGAAAGUCUCCAAGAAGUCCAACGCAGCCUCUUCGGAUCGUGAAUACCGUGUCGAAAGAGCUAACAACCCCACGUUCACGUUUGACGGCAUCCAUGUUCAACACACAGCUGUGGUCCACAUGGACUCGAUCGACGGGGGUUUACCUUCCCCGAGUAUUUAUAAGGCACAGGUAAAAUUUCCACGCAUUAGCGGCUGUCACAGCUUUGCCCUGACUAGACUAUCUCUCUCUUAGGACCUGACACGGACGGACGAUGACAAUGAUAAAAACAAAUCCGAGGGGGGAUCUGAUCGUGACUCUUACGCUGCAAAUUCUGCCGUCGAUGCCUCAAACAGAUGCUGACUGCGGAUAUCUGCAAUUUAACUGUAUCCAUAUUUCGUCUAAACUUUGUCCCCGAUUCCUGUUUUUCUAACUUAUAGUAUCAUCAUUAUAGUUUCAUUUCGAAUGCGUGUGAAUACUACCCGAUUGUAAAAUAUUGCUUUCAGCCGCACAGCGAGG
This is a messenger RNA of Desarmillaria tabescens, 1648 nucleotides long. RefSeq lists its product as uncharacterized. Lineage: Eukaryota; Fungi; Basidiomycota; Agaricomycetes; Agaricales; Physalacriaceae. The transcript is spliced from 11 exons. The record is from RefSeq and is a predicted model, not a curated record. Bases 413 to 1384 code for a protein of 323 amino acids.